Molecule: messenger RNA, 1375 nt
Organism: Pipistrellus kuhlii (Kuhl's pipistrelle)
Lineage: Eukaryota; Metazoa; Chordata; Mammalia; Chiroptera; Vespertilionidae
Gene: FADD
Product: Fas associated via death domain
Exons: 3
Coding region: 121-762 (213 amino acids)
Biological process (GO): signal transduction; regulation of apoptotic process
Molecular function (GO): protein binding
Source: RefSeq, a predicted model, not a curated record
AAGAGGGACCCCGAGCGGCCCGAGUCCCCCGGGCGCAGGCCGGCGGGCGGGCGGACGGCCGGAGCGGAGGACGCGCGCGGUGGGCCGGGUUCGGGCCACGCCCGCCCAGCGGCCGCCACUAUGGACCAGUUCCUGGUGCUGCUGCACUCGGUGUCCACCGGCCUGACGAGCGGCGAGCUGACCGAGCUCAAGUUCCUGUGCCAAGGCCGCAUCAGCAAGAGGAAGCUGGAGCGCGUGCAGAGCGGCGUGGACCUCUUCUCCGUGCUGCUCGAGCAGAACGAGCUGGACAGCGAGCACACCGAGCUGCUGCGCGAGCUGCUCGUGUCCCUGCGGCGCCAAGACCUGCUGCGGCUCCUGGACGACUACGAGGCGGGCGCGGCGGGGCGGGCGGCGCCGGAGGAGCAAGACCUUUGUGCAGCGUUUGACAUCAUAUGUGAUCACGUGGGGAAGGACUGGAGAAGACUGGCUCGUCAGCUUAAAGUGUCUGACAGCAAGAUCGAUGCCAUCGAGGUGAAGUACCCCCGGAACCUGACCGAGCAGGUGAGGGAGGCGCUGAGAGUCUGGAAGAGCACCACAGGGGAGGGAGCGGCCGUGCCCCACCUCGUGGGGGCGCUCAGGGCCUGCCGGCUCAACCUGGUGGCAGACCUCAUCGAGGAGGACCAGCAGGCCCGCGGCCUCCAGCGCGAGGACGAGAGUGGGAACAGCACUGUGUCCCUCAUGUCCUGGGAGUUGGACGCAUGCAGCACGAGAGCCUCCUCCUGACCCCGCCGCUCUUCUCCAGGGACCCCUCCACCGAGCCUGUCCGGGGCUUGCGCGCGCCUGCGCUGUGGAAACCUCGCAGUGAGCCAGGACAAGGGACCCCAGCGCGCGCUCGCCCGGCCACAAGCAUCUCCGCCAAAGCACUGACUUAGCACACGCUGUGUGCCAGGUGGAGCUUCGGGCCUUUACCCAUUCAUCCAUUCAUUCUUCCUGAUCACCCUGUGAAAGGGAGUCUGGACUCCAUUAAGGAGUUCCUGCAGAGGGAUUUUGGAACCGUACCAACACAUAGAAGGAAUCUAACAGCGGUUGUUACUUCACCAUUCUCCGGAGGAAGGGAGGGAGGGAGCUCAAAGUUAAGGCUCACUGGACGGAACUGAGGUUGGAGUCAGCAGAGCUGGGGUUGGAGGCGGUGCGCCAGCUCAGAGCCCCACUCUGCUCGUCCUGCGCGUGUGCGCGCGCCCCCAAUGAGGCUAUCUGUGCAGACGGUGUGGGCAAGAAGCACCCCUGCUCCAGCCCCAGCCCCUGCCCCUGCCCCUGCGGGAGCUGUCUCCUCAGGAGGUGGUGCCUGUUCGGUGCUCAGAAGUGAAGUAAUCGCAGUCAGCUCUACACUCAGUCC